AUCAAUCUCUGUCCUCUGCUCACACUGCGUUCGUCUGACUUGGUAGCCUGGGGCGAGCCAGACAUGCGCCUUCAUUGGAUUUCUAAAAGAUAAACAGACAAUUAGGACAAUAUUUUAAUUUAAUUUGAUUAAGAAUAUAUAUAGACUACUGUAUAUUCCCUAUUCACACGCGUUACAUUGUUAAUCCGAGUAUGCGCACUGAACGCCUCCAUUGUCUACCAGCAGCAAGGAGUGAGAGCGAGCGCGCGGAUAUGAGAAUGCAGGGGAGCGGCAUACAUUGACCCAAAUCUCCGGGAACCGGAGAACAAGCGGACCCGGACACACGUAUGUCGUUGGAAAGACAGACUGGCAGACAGACAGCAACAGUUGUCAUGGAUAUGGUUAUGAUCAGCUGAACCAGUCUUCAAGACAAAAUAAUAACAUUAAAGGGGGGUAGCCUAGCCUACUGCAGGGAAGCGCGACUGUCGGAACCGUUGUUGCGCUUUGUGCUUGUCAUCAUCCCUGUUGUGAUUUGGAGCAGGCUGUCCUGUCAUUCGUUGUGAGGGGAAAACGUUUUGCGUUUUGCUUAUCUUCAUCAAAGGGAGUUGUUUUUCUGUCAUUCAUUUGACAUCAUCCUCCUAUAAAUGAUCAUUUUUCUCUGUUGAGCUGAAUCAAAACAUUCGAGUCGCUCAUGUUCCUGUCAGGGAAAUGGGCUGUUGCGUCUGUUAUACACAGCUGCUUUAGUCAGACUUGACAACCGGGAUUUUUUAAAGCUGCCGUUUUGUCCCUGGCAAGAGGCGAUCAAGUGCACUGCAGACAGGCGUGUCGGGGGCGAUUCCAGUGACGGCUCUCGACUCUCUGCGGAGCCCCGUUUCAACAGCCCCCACCCAAUUUUAUCGGGCGAUUUGGAUGGGGGGCAAGCAGAGUACGGCAGGGCGGCCCCGGGGUGCUUUUCACGGUGUCUCGGCGGAUGACAGCGCAGUGGCACCCUCGGCCCACUUUGGGCACUACCGACCAAGUGGCACUAUGGGGUUACGCAGCCGCUCAGUGAGUUCUGUGGCUGGGAUGGGCAUAGAACAUAGUCCUACGGUGCCCUUUGGUUUUUAUACCCCCAGAGGAACAGACUCGGACAGGGCUGGAGGGGGGUCUGGCACUAACGCCACCCAUGGUAACGGCUACCAGGAAACGGGCAGCGGGCAUCACACGGAUGGUAUGCUCUAUCUGGGCUCCCGAGGGUCGUUGGCAGACACCUUGCCCCUGCACAUUGCACCCCGGUGGUUUAGCGCCCACAGUGGGUUCAAAUGUCCUGUCUGCUCCAAGUCUGUGGCGUCUAAUGAGAUGGAGGUGCACUUCAUCAUGUGUCUAAGCAAGCCCCGCCUGUCCUACAACGAUGACGUGCUGGCCAGGGAUGCCGGGGAGUGUGUAAUCUGUCUGGAGGAGCUGCAGCAAGGAAACACCAUCGCCAGACUGCCGUGCCUCUGCAUCUAUCACAAAAGCUGUAUAGACUCCUGGUUUGAGAUCAAUCGUUCCUGCCCUGAGCAUCCUUCAGACUGACUGACCUCUGUGCUCCUACUCCUACUGUUCAAGGACACUUUAUGUUCCUAUCAUGGAUAUCUGGACACUGAAGUAACCAAAAAAACUAAACAAUCAAAACAACCUAUCUAUCAAUUGAUCUAUCAAUCUAUCAAGAGAAUUCCUAGCAAACGGAACCAAAAGAAAAAACAUUAAGCUUAUACUUUCACUUCCACAUGCAUAAAAGAGUGCCCCUCCUCCCUGCCACCUCCCCCCUAGCCCUAAAGGCUGCUAACUGCCAGUCCCUAUGUUGGCCCAACUAGGCUGACCAUCCCUCCAGGCCAACUGCCUCACCAGGCUGCUUGGCCCCCCAGCCAGCCAGUCACCACGCCACACGGCCUGGUCCUCUCUGGGCUCCUCCGGGGGUCUGGCCCUUGCUCUGCUCUGCCUUCCAUUUUGCCUCCUGAGUUUGUCCCUGCCUGGCUCCAUAUCACUCAUCUGGAUCCAGCCAUCUCAUGGCCUUCAUCAGGAAGAGACAGAGGAGGAUAAUGAAGAAAAAGAUGAAGAAUAGGGCUGGAUGAACCCUGUGUGCCAGGGCAGGGUCGACUCCCAGGGCGUUGUCUGGUAAUGCAACAAAAGGCUUUCCCCCAAUCCCCAGAGUUACAGCACCCACCCACCCAAUCAUUAGUUGAAGAGACAUGCGCUUGUCUUAGUCUUUACUUUGAGGUGGAGCAGCGAUGUGUGAAGUGCAGCAUUGGUGUGGCAGGCAGGGUCUGUCUAUGUAGGUUUCUGUUUGGGUUAUGUGUGUGUGUGUGUGUGUGGAGGGGUGUAGAUAAUGCUUCUAUAUGUGUCGGGGCAGUGAAAAUAUCAGUCAGACUACACCUGUUCUGUGUGCGUUAGUGUGUGGAGGGGUACGUCGUUUAUGCUUGGUGGUGGGUGAAUGUGUGUGAGUGUGCUUAUGUGUCGUGGGGGACUGUUGGGGGUCGUUGGUUUAUGUUUUUCUAUGUUCUGGGGCUGUGAGGAUGACGUCCGUAAGCAUACAUGUGGUGUGGUUGAGGUUGGGGUGAUGAUGCAGCCAUCUCUGUAGUGUGAGAGCCUGAUUUGCUAAAGGGUCAAAUAGAAGUCUGAGACAAUACUAUGUGUUGGUCUGUGUUUGAAAUGUUUACAAUUUAGAUGUCCAUUUUCCCUGUGUGAAUGUGGUAUCGCUCCCUUUAUUUUGCUAAUGUUUACAGUUACAUAAACUCGACAUGACAUA
Messenger RNA from Oncorhynchus mykiss (rainbow trout), 2746 nucleotides. Its product is annotated as E3 ubiquitin-protein ligase znrf1. Gene Ontology annotation, cellular component: cytoplasm; intracellular membrane-bounded organelle; membrane. Gene Ontology annotation, molecular function: ubiquitin protein ligase activity. Lineage: Eukaryota; Metazoa; Chordata; Actinopteri; Salmoniformes; Salmonidae. Gene Ontology annotation, biological process: protein K48-linked ubiquitination; proteasome-mediated ubiquitin-dependent protein catabolic process. The record is from RefSeq and is a predicted model, not a curated record.